Molecule: messenger RNA, 1941 nt
Organism: Cryphonectria parasitica EP155
Lineage: Eukaryota; Fungi; Ascomycota; Sordariomycetes; Diaporthales; Cryphonectriaceae
Exons: 5
Coding region: 1-1941 (646 amino acids)
Biological process (GO): positive regulation of transcription by RNA polymerase II
Cellular component (GO): nucleus
Molecular function (GO): transcription cis-regulatory region binding; zinc ion binding; DNA-binding transcription factor activity, RNA polymerase II-specific
Source: RefSeq, a predicted model, not a curated record
AUGCUGCUCUACACCAAGGUUGCGCCGCCCAAAGUCCCCAAGAGACGGUCGAGAGCAGAAAAGAAGAAGAAAUGUGACGAGGUCAGGCCAGCCUGCUCCCGAUGUGCCGAGCGCGGCCUAGACUGCUGCUAUGAGGCCGUCAGGCCACGCCAGCGGAGGAAGAGGGACUCGGUGGCCUCGUUUACAUCCUCGAGAAUUACGACUCCGUUCGACCGGAAGCCAUCUUUCGCAUCCACCCGCCGCUGGUCUGUCGGAAGUGCUGGCAGCAGUCGCCACAACUGGUAUCUUCAACAUCAUGGCGACGCCGAGGCCGAUGUGCCUCUAGUCAGCCCUCUCGGCGGCUCCUUUGACCCCAUGUCACUGAGCCGUUUUCUGGACCUGAAUCGCUCCCCUGUAGCCUCGGCCACCCACGCGGCAGCUAUCGACCUUGAUGACGAUGACGACGACGACGACGACAACAACAACAACAACGACGACGACGACAACGGCAAUGAGGGUCACACCUCCGAUGCCUCGUCCACCACGACUAGCCAGGCGGUAACGCACAUCUCGAGACCUCCGGAUCUGGCCAUGAUCGCACCAUGUCCGGUGGGCUCACCGCUGUUGGACUUUCGCAUGCCCGCUUUCUCAGAAUUUUCAGAUCGCAAGAACCGUCGCGCCCUUGUCGCCCACUUCUGCAACCAGCUCAGCCAUCUCAUCGUGUUCAGGGAGGAGACGGGCAACCCGUUCCAGGAGCUCGUUCUGCCCCUGACAGCUGACCAGUCCCCCGUGAUGAAUGCCAUUUAUGCCCUAUCCAGCGCGCACCUCGAGUAUAGGGGGGUCAAGAACCAGGAGCAGUCUCUCCACUUCCAUAACGAGGCCAUCCAAGGGCUGGCGACCAUGAUCAACCACGGCAUGAAAACGCCCACCAAGAGAAAUGAGCUCCUGGCCGCCAUCAUGCUAUUAGUAUAUUAUGAAGUGCUUGUUCAGAGGGGCCGAUCCAAUCUCGUGGAUGGCCAUUUGAAAGGUGCAAUGACGAUUAUGAACUCGUAUCCGGCAGCGAACGACGCCACAGGAUUGUUUCUGGAAAGAGCCUUCCGAUUUUACGACGUGAUUGCGGCCUUGUCGUUUGGCACGGCGCCGUUAUCGCAGGCUCCAGGGAGGAGCUGCCUGCCACCACUGCCACCUACGGGACUUUCGGGGGGCAGGUCGCCACUGAGCUCGGUCGAUACCCUGCUCGGCAUGUCUACCUCCCUCUGGCCUAUUAUCCACCGGCUGUCCAAGCUCUCGUCCGACAAGAGGGACUUGGAGACGGCGUGCAAGAGCAAGCAGCCCUCGUCCAUGAUUGCGGUCCUGAAGACGGAGUUUGAGACAAACUCACGCGCCAUCGAGAGGGAGCUGGAGACAUGGCAGCCCACGCUACCGCCAGGUUUCAGCCCAGACGACCCGCCAUCGCCUGAGACCGAAGAGAAGAGGCAUGAUACAGAGACGGCAGAGAGGUCUCGCCUGCAUUCUAUUUUCAACAAUGCCAUGGCCUACCGCCACAGCUGUUUCGUCUACCUGUACCACACGAUCUAUGGGUAUCCCCGCACACAUCCUUUAGUCCAGAGCCACGGCCACACCUCACUCUGGCACUGCCUGCAGACAUGCUCCCAUGCAGGGCCGAUGGGUGCGCUGCUGUGGCCGCUCUUCGUGGCCUCGUGUGAGGCUGUGACGGAGCGAGAUCGCAAGCUGGCGACCGACUCGUUCAAGCUGGUGGAGAAGAGGCAAGGGAUGCUCAACAUCAAGUGGGCGUGGGACAUUGUGCAGGAGGUCUGGCGCCUGGCGGACCUGAUGGAGGAAAAGGAUGGCGGUGGCGCCACGCAGGUGGAGGACGUGAUGAGUGUCUCUGGGUAUGCCUCUGCACCAGACCUGUGGAGGCAGGUCAGCAAGCAGAUGGGCAUCAGCAUUGUGUUUGGUUGA